AUGAUCCGACGCGCCUUCUCCCAUAUCACUCGCAUUGACUUCCACUCUGUGUACCGUGUGUAUCAAUCCAAAGCGCGGGUGCAAAUAUGGCUUUAUGAACAAACAAAUCUUCGGAUCGAGGGCAUUAUAAUCGGCUUCGACGAAUAUAUGAACCUGGUACUUGGUGAUGCUUGCGAACGUCAUAUGAAGUCCGGUGCCAAACGACCACUUGGUCGUAUUCUUUUGAAGGGAGAGACCAUCACACUUGUACAAGCCUGUUAA
Molecule: messenger RNA, 261 nt
Organism: Opisthorchis viverrini
Lineage: Eukaryota; Metazoa; Platyhelminthes; Trematoda; Opisthorchiida; Opisthorchiidae
Exons: 3
Coding region: 1-261 (86 amino acids)
Biological process (GO): mRNA splicing, via spliceosome; spliceosomal snRNP assembly
Cellular component (GO): U5 snRNP; precatalytic spliceosome; U2 snRNP
Molecular function (GO): RNA binding
Source: RefSeq, a predicted model, not a curated record